Molecule: messenger RNA, 1488 nt
Organism: Penicillium odoratum
Lineage: Eukaryota; Fungi; Ascomycota; Eurotiomycetes; Eurotiales; Aspergillaceae
Product: arylsulfotransferase family protein
Exons: 2
Coding region: 1-1488 (495 amino acids)
Source: RefSeq, a predicted model, not a curated record
AUGCGGCCUACCUUCUCUGCUUGCGGGGCCCUUUUGCUGUCCACCCUCGCUGAUGCGACCUGGACCAACUACACCUACAAAACCGGUCCCUGGCAGCCUCCUCAGCUGGAAUUGACCAAGACUGGCGAUGUCGAUCCGGGCCUGAUUUUCAUCCCAGUCCGUAACUCCAACACGGCCGGUACCGCGGUGACAAUCUACGACAAUGAUGGCGAACUCGUCUACCAGGGCCCCGAGGAGAUCACCAUGGACUUCAAGAUGCAAAAGCUGUUCGGCAAGAAUGUCAUCACCUUCUGGUCCGGUGUACCCGAGAUCGCCGGUGGAUACGGCUACGGUACUGUUCACAUCCUCGACGAAACAUACAACGAGAUCUACACAAUCACCCUCAAUGGGAACUUCCAGACCGCCAGCGGUGAGGCCCGGGACUCCUACAUCGAUGUUCACGAGCAUAUCAUCACUCCUCGGAACACUAUUAUCGUCUCGGCUAUUAACGUCACCGAGUACGACCUCAGCUCUGCCGGUGGCCCAACCGACGGCUGGAUGACCGUCAGCCAGUUCUACGAGAUUGACAUUCCUACCAAUGAGGUCCUCUACAAGUGGGAUGCUCUCGAGCACCAGGCUGGCAUUCCCCUCUCUGCAUCCAAGCAGGCUGUCCAGUCCGGUGUCUCUCGAGAGACACCCUGGGAUUGCUACCACAUGAACUCCGUCGAAGCUACCAACGAGGGCUUCCUGAUCUCCAUGCGUUUCUACUGGUCCGCCUUCUACCUGAACCAAGACGGUACCGUCCGCUGGCAACUUUCCGGCGCCGAUGAUGACGAGGGCGAUUUCACUGGCGACGAUAUCCGCUUCUCCUGGCAACACCACGCCCGCAUAUACAAUGAGACCGACGAGGCCCUCAUUCUAAGCAUCUUCAACAACGCCAACGGCCAAGGCGAGUCCCAAAGCGAAACAACCGGCAUGGCUUUUGAAGUCGACUUGACCAGCAUGGCCGGUACCCUGAUGUACAACGUAUCCGACCCCAACGACGCAGUCUACACCCAGACUCAAGGUAGCUUCCAGUUCCUGGGCGCCGCCGCCACAACCUCCAAUCUCUUCAUGGGCUACGGCUCCACUCCCAAGGUCAAAGAAUACGAUGGUGCUGGCAAUGUUGUCCUAUCCGGCCAGUUCGAUCCCUUGGGCCACGGCGAGUCUUACCGUGCCUUCAAGUUUCCCUGGACUGCUACACCUUUCUGGAACCCUGUCGCUGUCGCCGAGACCUCUCUCCUCUCAGCUACUGUUUAUAUGAGCUGGAAUGGUGCUACCGAGUAUGAUAACUGGGCUGUUUACUCUGUUCCUUCUGAGAGCUCUAAUGCGACGAAACUGCUUACUACUGUUGACCGCACUGGGUUUGAAACGCAGGCUGUUGUUAGUAUCUUGGGUACCUCCUUUGUUAAGGUUGCUGCUCGUCAGGGUAGUACUCUUCUGCGCUUCUCAGAUGCUAUUAGCGUUUAA